Messenger RNA from Aegilops tauschii subsp. strangulata, 3135 nucleotides. Lineage: Eukaryota; Viridiplantae; Streptophyta; Magnoliopsida; Poales; Poaceae. The record is from RefSeq and is a predicted model, not a curated record.
UCCACCUGCCCACUUCCUUCCCCGGGUCUCCUUCCUAAAACACGUCCGUGAACGCACGCCCCGGCAUGCGGGCCGCAGUGGAAAGCGGCAUCCGGCGUGGUGGUCACUGUUCGCCAGGUUCCGGCCCGCGGAGUCGUCGUCCGUGAGCUCGACCACGCAAGAGGGCUUCAACCCUGUGGACCACGCGGGAGCAGCAUCCGCGCUCGGACCCGUCCUCGCCGGGCUCCCGUUCGUGGCGCGCGCCGACGUAGCGGCCAGCCACAGCGGACGCCCUCGUCUCUCCCAGGAGUGCCACAACGUCGCCGACGCGGCAGGGCACGACCUGGACGCUCGGGUUCGGGCUAUCCCCGCUCCUCGGCGGCUCCAUCUCCGUCGCCACGGGAGGGCGACUCGACCUGGGUGAUGAAGGUGGCGAGGGCCACGGCGAGGAGGACGUCAAUGCCGUGGGCCUCGCGGGAGCAAGAUCCGCGCUCGGCCCUGUCCUCGUCGAGUUCCCGUCGUCCGUGGCACAAGCUCAACUCGCGGCCAACCAUAACGGACGCCGCUGUCUCUCCACGGAGUGCCGUUGCCGACGCGGUGGGGCACGGCUGCACGGCCGGGGCGCUCGGGCUCCGCCCCCUCCUAGGCACACCCGCCCGCUUCCUCGGCGGCUCCAUCUCGGGCGCGACUGGUCUCGGAUGCAGAGUCGUGGUCGGCGCGCUCGACAUGGGAGAUGGAGACGGCGAGGGCGAGGAGGACACGUCACGAACGAGCUCAGGUUUCAGGAUGCUCAUCGCCAUAUACAGGCCGUUCUCCACUUGAUUUAUGUCAGGAGUCGAAUCAAAACUGCGGUUCACCGUUCACAUUGGGUCUUCUAUCUGCUGGUAAAAGAACUCAAAGCAUGCUCGACGCGAUCGGACACAUCGAUCCGACUGCGCCGGUGUACCAUUGGAAAAUCAAUAGGUGUGAUGCUCUAUUGCGGGAAGUCAUGGGAGAAAAUCUUUACAAGGAAGUGAUCGUCGCGGCGCCAAAGGAGGACGAAGGCGAUUUUGGCUGCAUCGUCAUCCGUGGGAAUGAAGUUCUUCACGGAGUUGCCAACUUCAUGCCAAAACUUGCUGGAUAUUUCAGGAAAAUAAGAAGCGGGGCAUGAAGUUGUAGUCUCACAAGUCACAAGGUCACUGGAUAGCCAUUUCAUAUCAUCAUUGCGGGAAGUCAAAGAGAAGUUCAUAAUGAUAUGACAUUUAGCAAUUUAUAUGGAAAUUGUUUCUGGUGCCUUCCAACUUCAACGAUUUAUUGCAAGAUGUGAAAAUGAAACCAUCUUUAACGCAGUACAAGCAUGUAGUUUAUUUUGUUUUCCAAAAGUUUGAUCAUAUUGGAUUGGAUGCUCCUAUUCUUUUUGUGUGUUCUUGCUAAUGGCUAAUCCUUAAUUGAUUUUGCUGUCAUGAUCUGGUUUUGUAUGUUAAAUUUCAGAUAAUUGUGCUGCCGCACUGAUACACUCUUAUUUGGCACAGUUUGGGUGAGCCCUGGUCAAAACUAGGUACUAUUCACAAUUGUCCUCUUGUGCAAGGAUUGUAGUUCUCUUUUCGAUUGAUACUGGCCGAGCAUGGCUGCGAAUAUAUCAUAUAGGAUCAUUACAGUUCACCUAAGAGUGGUUUUACGUGGUAGUAUCGAAAUGCUAACUUGGUUGUACAAGUCUCAAUAUUCUUGCUGUUAUUUCAAUUUUUAUUAACUGAUCCUAUCAUUUUGUAUUUUUCACCAGCCAAAGCUCGCCUGAUUGUGAGAACGGAACUUGUUAACAGUAUAUUUUGAUUAAUUAGCUUUGGUAUUCUUGCUGUUAUUUCAAUUUUUAUUUAUGUUCACCAUGUCGGUUUUCUAUUGCGGUUAUACUGAAGCAGAAGUUGCUUGCUUCCCUAGCUAUUUACGCAAAGUACAGCGUGUUAGCGACAGCUGCAGGGCGCAAUAUGUCAGGGGAGUUUGUUCCUACACGAAUAUAUAGUUUGUUCUGGAAUUUUUUGGUUCUUCGGUAUCAUUUUUAGUAUGUAUGCACAAGACUAACCUUACUUGAAAAGAGUUAUGUACCAUACUGUUCAUGUGGAUACCCUUGACGUCUUAGUAGGCCUCUCUUAGUGUAAGGGAGUACAAUUAUUGUGACGGGAAUCAGGUUGAAAAUUGCUCCCUUGUGAACCUAUAGGCAUUUCCUUUCUUUAUUUCCUCGCUGAUGCUUCUGUAUGUAAUUGUUUCUUUUUCAUAAAAAAUCAGGGGAUCACGUGGUCAUGCACUCUUAAGAGGUAAUUCAUAGUCCCUCCGUCCGGAAAUACUUGUGGAAAUACUUGUCCGAGGAAUGGAUGUAUCUAAUGUAUUUUAAUGCUAGAUACAUCCAUUGUAUCCAUUUUUACGACAAGUAUUUUCGGACGGGGGAGUAUAUAGCUACUUUUACCUGUUUCGGUAUUUGGUGUUUGCUUUGUAUGACAUUUUGUUGAUUCCGUCUACUGAUGUUGUUGCUACACUGUUGCACCUCUUGCCAGGAUUAGUGCAGCGUUCUGUGUUCUGCAAGUGUUGUUGACUCAACACCUCUUGAGUCAAGACUGGUUCAGAGAAAUUGGUAACUGAUUAGUUCACUAGCUUUCUUCACAGCAUAGUCAUCCACGACUGAAACUACAAUGCUAUGAAGACAGAUGUACAAGAGCUGCUCAGCCGCACAAGAGUUGAGCAAAAAGAGAAGAAUUAGAAAUAGAGACAUGGCAAAAGGCAAACCUUCAGCAAGUGAAGUAAGGCAAACAAGGAUCUCCGAAAAAGAUUUUCUCCAGUUUCUCGAUAUUUUGCUAAUCCGUCAAGAGUCAAGAUGUGCAUCCAGCAACAACUUCAACAUUGUCUACACAGGGAACAGAUCACCAAGAACAAAAGCAGAAGAAAUAGCUUCAUCUCUCUAUCACUACAUCAGAGAGACAAACCAAGCUGGAGGAUCAACAUCUCUGGUCUAAGAAGAGAACCAAACCUUUGCAAUUCGGUAUCCAGUAGCCAUUAUCACCACCUACCAUUGAUCACAUGCAUGUACCAACUAGAUGUACUCUUUCUUUGUAUGAACUACUUUGCGACGAAUUAAGUCUUGGACUGACUUACCAAACAUUGCAAAAAACCAAAUAGCUUAUUGAUUCA